UCAAACAUGCGGAAUCUGCUAGAGAGUCGUAUCAAAGUACAAGUGUCCUUGUUGUCUUACUCCUUAGCAACAAGGACACUUGUACUUUGAUACAAUUUUCUGGUAGAUUCCGCAUGUUUGAGCAGCUCGCGGAAACAUCUCUAUCUCUCUCACCGAACUACGCAAUUCAGGGAGACGACACCAACUUGGAGUACCCGUGCAACCUAGAAGCAUAAAGAGACUCCCUGUGCUAAACCUUCUUCUUUAACAGAGGAGAAUCCAGCGACUUCUCCAGCAAAGCAAGUUACAACUGAUGUGGUGAGACCAAAUCUAGCGGUAGUGGUUUUGUAGAUGCGUCUGAAACAAAGGAAGUUCAGGUGGCUGUGGCAAGACCAGAGGAAGCAAAGCAUGCUCUUCAAACUUUUAAAGCCACAGCAGACAACAAAUGUUUCAAACUUUGGUUCCAAGCCACUUUACCGUGAGUUUUGGUUAGGUGUGUCUUCAACAAAGGAAGUUCCAGUGGCAAGACCCAUAAUUGUAGAGGAUGCAAAGUAUGUUGUAGACAAGACAGAGCUCGAGGCUAUUGCUUCUUCUAGUGAAAUCCGAGAAGCACUAAAGGAUGAAGCCCUACAGAAACUCAUCACCAAUAUCGAUCGCUCUUCCAACCCUCUCAAGGCACUCGACGAAGCAAUGGGAGAUGAAGCUUUCCGCAUUCUCAAAGACAAGAUUCUAUUAAACCUUUCCAAGAAGAAAUGACGAGAAGAAGCAAUGAGAGCAGCGUAGUCACAUCCAAACAGAAGUUCCAGAUCACUAUUCUCUUGAUUCAUUGUUUUGCGUUACUAAGUUUCAGUCGCAGGAGUGAAAUGUUCAUUUGACUUUGUAUAUAUAAAUAACCCCACCAGAGGAUUACAGAUUACAGAAACUAAAUCUUACAUGUGUUGUGAGUUUGUUGGAGAACA
Molecule: messenger RNA, 938 nt
Organism: Raphanus sativus (radish)
Lineage: Eukaryota; Viridiplantae; Streptophyta; Magnoliopsida; Brassicales; Brassicaceae
Exons: 7
Coding region: 331-735 (134 amino acids)
Source: RefSeq, a predicted model, not a curated record